This is a messenger RNA of Bombina bombina (fire-bellied toad), 5626 nucleotides long. RefSeq names its product solute carrier family 22 member 18 (gene SLC67A1). Lineage: Eukaryota; Metazoa; Chordata; Amphibia; Anura; Bombinatoridae. Gene Ontology annotation, biological process: transmembrane transport. Bases 111 to 1331 code for a protein of 406 amino acids. The record is from RefSeq and is a predicted model, not a curated record. The transcript has 10 exons. Gene Ontology annotation, molecular function: transmembrane transporter activity.
ACACAAGAGAGAAAGCAAAAGCAGGCCAGGACUUCUAGCUUCUUUGCAGAGUGUUAUUUUCAAGCUAAAGAGGAAGAACAAUCAGUUUGAUUUGCUAGAAACAAAGUGAGAUGGCUUCAGACCCAGGAAAUCCUGAGUGCAAGAGCACCAUAAGACUGCUGUAUCUGUUGUGUUCUAUUGAUAUCUCCUGUCAGUUCAUGCAGUUUGCAGUCACACCAUAUUUGGCGAGAGAUCUAGGCUUGGACACAGUUGGGUUUGGCUACCUACAGACAUGUUUUGGAAUUCUUCAGCUUGUCGGAGGUCCUGUUUUUGGCAGGUUUUCGGAUCAGAACGGCGGCCGAGCAGCUCUCACGCUGUCCUUUCUGUCUGCAUCAGUCUUUUAUUUGAUUCUCUUCUUCACCACAAACAUUCCUUUGUUGUUUCUGUCUCGCCUUCCUUCAGCCUUCAUGCAUGGGCUUCCAGGUGCCCAGAUGAUAAUAACCGACUUGACAGUUGAGAGCAAGAGAGCAGAUGCACUAGGGAAGCUGGGACUUUGCUUUGGAUUGGGAAUAAUCACCGGCUCCUCUCUAGGAGGGUACCUUGCCAGUAAAUAUGGGCUUUACACACCGACGUGCAUUUCACUUGUGGCAAGUAUCAUAUGUUGCUUAAUUGUGAUGGUUUAUAUACCUGUGCAAACCAAAAUAAAGCAACAUGUAUCCACAUCUGAUAAAAGUUCCAAGAAGUCCUCUGGUGUGUUCAACUUCAGUGAACUUGUGCGCUUGAUGACAUUUCCUGAUGUAAUGGCAAUUUUUACAAUAAAAGUUUUGUCAGGAUUUCCAAUAGGAAUAUUCAUGAUAAUGUUCUCAGUAAUCUCUGCUCACUUUUUUGGGUUGGAUGCAGCAUCUUCUGGUUACUUGAUGUCAUAUUUUGGGAUCAUUCAGUUGGUUGUUCAGGGUGUGUUUGUUGGGAAGCUAAGUAGUCUAUAUGCAGAGAAUACACUUCUUCUGUUGAGCAUGGUGGUCUCUGCUGUUGUUGGACUUGGAAUGAUGUUGAUGACAAACGUCUUUCAUUUCUGCGUUAUUGCGUUUCCUAUGGUAUUUGCGCUCUGCGUCUCAGGUAUUAUCACAGACAGCAUAUUGACUAAAGCAGUUCCUGCUUCUGACACAGGUGCAAUGCUAGGAAUAUGUGCUUCAAUUCAACCAUUAACACGCACUAUCGGCCCCACAAUCGGAGGAUACUUAUAUAAACACUACGGUGUAUCGUCAUUUGGGAUUUUAAAUAUAACAGUUAACCUAAUUUUAUUAGUUUAUUUUUUUAAAAGGCAAAAUAGACAAACCGAGAAGAUUAAAUAAUUGUAGUAGACUUGUUAAAUAAGCAUUAAACAUACUUUUUUCUUUGUUUUGUCUAAAAAGAGAGUAUUUUAAAAUGUAGUACUUUUUGUUUGUGAAAAAACUGGUGUUCUGUAAUGAAGAAAGCUAUGUUUUGUUACCAAAAGGGCUGAUGGCAUGAAGAAUCUGUCCCUCGGGGUGUGUUAUGCAAAAACAGAAAUACAUUUUAGUUUCCAUAUCAGUUUAUGCGUGAACUUAAAGGGACGUGAAACCCAAAAUGUUUCUUUCAUGAUUUAGGUAGAGUAUACAAUUUUAUACAACUUUCAAAUUUACUUCUACCAUAAAAUUUGGGUCAUUCUUGUGGUAUCCUCUAUUGAAUGAGCAGCAAUGCCCUACUGGGAGCCAGCUGAACACAUUGGUAAGCCAUUGAAAAGAGAUAUAUUUGUGCAGCUACUAAUCAGUAGCCAGCUCGCCAUUCCUGAGCCUAUGAAAGAAAAAAUGUGGGUUUCAUGUCCCUUUAAUCAUUUCAAUUAUGUAAACUAAAGUUAAGAAGUUAAGAAAGCUUACAUUUUUCUGUUGCUUUACAAUUAUUUCAAAACCCAACAUGUAGUGUGUGUGUGUAAUGUCUGUGCAGUAUGUGUAUGUAGUGUGUAUGUGUGUGUGUAAUGUCUGUGCAGUAUAUAUGUGUAGUCUGUAGGUGUAAUGUCUGUGCAGUAUGUGUAUGUAGUGUGUGUGUAAUGUCUGUGCAGUAUGUGUGUGUAGUGUGUGUAAUGUCUGUGAAGUUUGUGUGUAAUGUCUGUGUAGUAUGUCUGUGUAGUGUGUGUGUAAUGUCUGUGCAGUAUGUGUGUGUAGUGUAUGUGUGUUAUGUCUGUGCACUAUAUGUGUGUAGUGUGUGUGUGUGUAAUGUCUGUGCAGUAUAUGUGUGUAGUGUGUGUGUGUGUGUGUAAUGUCUGUGCAGUAUGUGUGUGUAUGUGUAAUGUCUGUGCAGUAUAUGUGUGUAGUGUGUGUGUAUGUGUAAUGUCUGUGCAGUAUGUGUGUGUAGUGUGUGUAACGUCUGUGCAGUAUGUGUGUGUGUGAUGUCUGUGCAGUAUAUAUGUGUAGUGCGUAUGUGUAAUGUCUGUGCAGUAUAUGUGUGUAGUGUGUGUGUGUAAUGUCUGUGCAGUAUAUGUGUGUAAUGUCUGUGCAGUAUAUGUGUGUGUGUGUAGUGUGUUUUUGUAAUGUAUGUGCAGUAUGUGUGUGUGUGUAAUGCUUGUGCAGUAUGUGUGUGUAGUAUGUGUGUGUAAUGUCUGUGCAGUAUAUGUGUGUAGUGUGUGUGUGUAAUGUCUGUGUAGUAUGUGUGUGUAGUGUGUGUAAUGUCUGUGCAGUAUAUGUGUGUAGUGUGUGUGUGUAAUGUCUGUGCAGUAUAUGUGUGUAGUGUGUGUGUGUAAUGUCUGUGUAGUAUGUGUGUGUAGUGUGUGUAAUGUCUGUGCAGUUUGUGUGUGUGUAGUGUGUGUAUAAUGUCUGUGCAGUAUGUGUGUGUGUGUGUAGUGUGUAUGUGUAAUGUCUGUGUGCAGUAUAUGUGUGUAGUGUGUGUGUGUAAUGUAUGUGCAGUAUAUGUGUGUGUAGUGUGUAUGUGUAAUGUCUGUGAAGUAUGUGUGUGUAGUGUGUGUGUGUGUGUGUAAUGUCUGUGCAGUAUGUGUGUGUAGUGUGUGUAAUGUCUGCGCAGUAUGUGUGUGUAGUGUGUAUGUGUAAAAUCAGCUAUUUUAAAUGCUGAUAUAAAGGUAAUAGAUUUAAUACACUCAGGCAGGUAAAAUGGAGCACUGGGAAAAAAUUAAAGGGGAGAAACAAUUCCAAGGGACAUAUUUAUCAAGCUCCACCUCAAGCUCCCCUCUUUAGACCGCUGCUUCAUAACUUGUCCGCCUGCUCUGAGGUGGCGGACAGAAAUCAACCUGAUCGAAAAUGACCCGGUUGAUUGACACCCCCUGCUAGCGGCCAAUCUGCAGGGGGCAGCAUUGCACCAGCAGUUCACAAGAACUGCUGGUGCAAUGAUAAAUGCAGACAGCAUACGCUGUCGGCAUUUAUCGAUGUGCCGCAAUGUGCUCGGACAUGAUACGCUACUUUGUAUCAUGUCCGCUCGCACAUUGGUAAAUAGACCCCCAAGGGUGCUUGUAAAACACUGCAUAAAAUAAGCUAAUGGUUUAGACAUUAGUUUAUAUUAAUAUUGUAGUAGUAUUUGUCAUACUCAAUUAAGUAUUAAGAAUACAGAAGAUCACAUUUAUAUAACAAUUUUAAAUAUUUUUAUUUUCCACAGUCACUUCAGUGUUUUUGUUACUUUUCAUCCUCUUUUUCUCAAAUACAGUAUUUGCCAACAUAAGAUUGUCACUGUAGGAAAAGGUGACAAAAUGGAUAAUACACAAUCCAAUGUGCUUGUGCUACUAUUAAAUGCCAGGUUCUUGUGGGGUAUUGUAGGCAGCUGCCUAGGGGUGCUUUCUACUAGUAGUGUGUGUGUGGGUGUCUGUAUGUGCAUUUAUGUAUGUAUAUAUGUGUACAUGACUGUGUGUCUGUAUGUGUGCACAUGUGUAUUUAUGUAUGUGUAUAUGUGCACAAGUGUGUCUGUAUGUGUGCACGAGUAUUUAUGUAUGUGUAUAAGUGCACAAAUGUGUAUCCGUAUGUGUAUAUGUGCACGUGUAUUUAUGUAUGUGUAUAAGUGCACAAGUGUGUAUCUGUAUGUGUAUAUGUGCACAUGAGUAUUUAUGUAUGUGCAUAAGUGCACAAGUGUGUAUCUGUAUGUGUAUAUGUGCACAUGUGUAUUUAUGUAUGUGUAUAAGUGCACAAGUGUGUGUAAAUAUAUCACAACACUACAUAAGUCAAAGACAAAAGUUACUAGUCACUUUUACAUAUCUCCCUAAUGUCGGCUUCAAGGUAAUUAUUUUAAUAUAUGUAUUUUAAUGCUUUAAUUUACAAUACCCUAGUUUUUAUAUUUUUAAAUCUGCUGCAUUAAAAUUGCACAAAAAAAAAACCCCCUCAGGGCUGAAUACAUUAUAGUGCAUUUAAAUCUUACUAAAAGCAUUUUAUAGUUUGUACAACUGUCUAUAGUAUUAUUAUUUGUCACACAUCCUGUGAUACCUCUUAUAGUACAUAUCACACAUUAAUAAUAACACUCUGGGAACCAGGUGCCCACAUGCUCAGCACUGCUCUUAUGGGAUGCACCAGUACUGGCCAGAGAUGUCAGACAAGGAUCCCCUUGCACACAGACUACUGAGGUAUGCUCCUGGUGAGAAAUUAGCACAGAAUAACGUUCACCAAACAUAUUUUUGCAAACACAUGCAUACUGCAAAACCGUGCUCUUUAAAGUUUUAAUUGUAUGCCCCUUUAAGGCAUUAAUGUUUGUUAACAUUGUUAUAAGCAUUGUUGCAAACACAUUUGCCAUAUAGACUCUGAGCACAAGACUCCUAAGCUUACCUCUGUGUUUUCUCAUGGAAAGAAACUACAUUUUAUCAAGAGAAAGCAAUGAAUAAACUGAACUUCUAUUUUUUAAUGACAUUCUUUUUCUGAAUCAUAAAAGUUAAAGGGACAGUCUAGUUAAAAAUAAACGUUCAUGAUUCAGAUAGGGCAUGCAAUUUUAAACAACUUUCCAAUUUACUUUUCUUAUCAAUUUUGCUUUGUUCUAUUGGUAUUCUUAGUUGAAAGCUAAACCUUGGGUAGGCUCAUAUGCUAAUUUAUUAGCCCUGAAAGCCGCCUCUUAUCUGAAUGCAUUUUGAAUUUUUUUUUUCACAGCUAGAGGGUGUUAGUUCAUGUGUGUCAUAUAGAUAACAUUGUGUUCACGCCUGAGGAGUUACUUAGAAGUCAGCACUGAUUGGCUAAAAUGCAAGUCUGUCAAAAGCACUGAGAUAAGGGGGCAGUCUGCAGAGGCUUGGAUACAAGGUAAUCAGAGAGGUAAAAAGUAUAUUAAUAUAACUAUGUUGAUUAUGCAAAACUGGGGAAUGUGUAAUAAAGGGAUUGUCUAUCUUUUUAAACAAUAACAAAUCUGACACAGACUAUCUCUUUACUUUUGACUACCAUCUCAUGCCUUUAAAUCUGGGAAACAAUUCAUGUAAUUUUUAUUUUUAGGUUGUUUUAUUAUUAUUUUUAAAUUUAUGAGAUUUAACUUAUACAGUAUAAAGUGAGUGCUCUUACUCAGUAUAUAUGUAGUUAAUCUUUAGGAUCACUGCCCUUGCAGUCUGUGAUCUUUGUAAAUGACCAUUUAUGUUAUUGUGAAAUCUGUUCUUCUAUUCAACCAUAGUAGCAGAUGUUGUUUUUCUCUUAAAAAUAAAAGAUAGAUAAAUGUCUGUUAAUAAAUA